AAGAAACAAACAAACAAAACAAGAACAAAAAAUGAAAAUUCAAACAAGGCAUAUCUUGGUGGUGGUGGCGGUGGUGAUAAUAAUGGUUUUUAUGAGCUCUUUUAAUGUAGAGGGAGGAGGGAGAGGGAUACACAGCCAAGAUCAAAGACUUCACCAUGUUCAAAAAGGCACAUCCGUAAUUCCAUCAGCAAGAGGAGUAGACAACCACCAUAACAUUCCAAGACAAAACUAUGACAAUUGGGGUGGCAAAGGAGGAGACGGUGGUGGCGACGAUGGAACCGGAUAGAAAGACACAAGACAAGACAUGACUGAGACAAGGAAGCGCCUAUGACAGAGUAUGUCAGUAUGUGUGUAUUUGUAAAGAGUCUGAUGUGGCUUCUGACUUGUAUUCUGUGCUUUAUGUGAUGUCUAUAUAUGUAUCUUUUGAUAUGGGGGUGUUUAUAUAUAUGUUUAUGGUUAUGUGAAUGUGAUGUAUGAAUGGCACUCAAACUCAUAAGAAGUGAGUCUAUGAACAGAAAGUAUUGAUUACGUGUAUUUGAAAUUAGUAAGUUUAUCAGCAAAGCUUGU
This is a messenger RNA of Eruca vesicaria subsp. sativa (arugula), 567 nucleotides long. The record is from the annotation of a GenBank genome assembly. NCBI's taxonomy places the organism in Eukaryota, Viridiplantae, Streptophyta, Magnoliopsida, Brassicales, Brassicaceae.